CAUUAUCUGCUCAGCUGCUGCUUCUCCCUGAACCCUGCAGAGCUUCCGUUGCUUCACCGGCGACUGUAACUUCUUCCGCUUCUGGGCCGCCCGCACCUCCAUUGCCCGGCUGAAGUGAAGGAGGUGACGGCGCUCUGCUUUCAGUUGGGGUCCCUUGAUGGUGAUGCAGGAGAAAAGUUCCAUUGUUUUGUUUGGGAAUUAAGGGAAGCUGCUAUUGUACGCUGUCUAUGGCUACUCCAAAUCAAGCUGGCAUGGAGAUUCUACACCGACUGAAGUCCACGGAACCUCCGGCGUGGCUUGCACCUAAUCCUUCGCUUUCUCAGGAAGCGCGAACCGCGUCGUCCCACCUCUUCUCGUCUCUGAAGCCGUUCUGUCCGAAAUCUCCUUUCGAGCAGCUACUGAUCGAUGGUUUUGAUGCCGAGCAAAUCUGGCAGCAGAUUGACCUCCAGUCGCAGCCUCUGAUAUCGAGCCUGCGCAGGGUGGUGAGGCAGUUCGAGAAGGAUCCGGGUGGAAUUUCAAGAUUUUUCGGGGAAAGUAAGUCUGCAGAUGAAGGCCAAAAAGUUUCGGAAAAGUCGGUUGCAGGAGAGAUUGAAAGCGAGGAUCUUGAUGGCUUGGAGGAUAUGGAUGCAGAUGGAUUCGAGGAGGACGAAGAAGAUGAGGAGGGAAUGGAGGAAGGAGGAAAGAAGGGAUGGGUUGAGGAUGGUGAGGAGAGUGGAAGUGAGGAUGGGGAGGGAGAUGAGGAGGACGAAGAGGAGGAAGGGAAGGGAGGCGGAGGGAUUGAAGAUGGUUUCUUGAAGAUCAACGAAUUGGAAGACUAUUUGAAGGAAGAUGAGUCAAGGGAAUACGGGUUAGGAGAUGCUGGCAAGAGCAAAAAGAAGGAAAAGAAAGCUAAAGGAAAGGACUUGGAUGAGAGUGAUGAGGAUGAAGAAGAGGAGGACGAGGAUGAAGAUGAUGAGCUUGGAGCAUUUGGUGUUGCCGAUGAAGAUGAUGAAGACGCAGAUAAGUUGGCAAGAUAUGAAGAUUUUUUUGGUGGUAAAAAGAAGAAAGAUUCCAAAAGAAAACCCAAAGUUAUCAAUGAGUCGGAAGAAGAUGUUAGCACUGAUGACGAAGAUGAUGAUAAUGAUGGAGCGGCUGCAAAGAAGAAAAAGAAAAAUCUCUCCACCCAUGAAAGGGAGCUUUUGGACCUCAAAGCCGAAAUAGAGCAAAUGGAAAAGGCGAAUUUGGAGCCGAAGGCAUGGACGAUGCAAGGAGAGGUCACAGCUGCAACAAGGCCGAAGAACAGUGCUCUGGAAGUGGAUCUAGAUUUUGAGCACAAUGCUAGACCUGCACCGGUUAUAACUGAGGAGGUCACUGCAUCACUUGAAGAGUUGAUCCGGAAAAGGAUCCUCGAGGGGCAUUUUGAUGAUGUUCAGAAGCCUUCCAGUUUACCUGCUAAAGCACCCAGAGAAUUGAAAGAGCUGGAUGACAACAAGAGCAAGAAGGGUCUGGCUGAAAUCUAUGAGGAAGAGUAUGCACAGAAGACAAAUCCGGUGGCUGCCCCAUUGUCAUUCAAUGAUGAGCAGAAAAAAGAGGCUGGAUUGCUGUUCAAGAGGUUGUGCUUAAAAUUGGACGCUCUCUCUCAUUUCAAUUUUGCUCCAAAACCUGUAAUAGAAGACAUGUCCAUCCAAACUAAUGUCCCUGCUCUUGCAAUGGAAGAGAUUGCACCUUUGGCAGUCUCGGAUGCGGCCAUGUUGGCUCCCGAGGAGGUUUUUGCUGGCAAAGGUGACAUUAAAGAUGAGGCAGAGUUGACACAAGCAGAGAGGAAGAGGAGGAGAGCCAACAAGAAAAGGAAGUACAAAGCUGAGUCGGCAAAAAGAGCAGCAAGGAAGGCUAGUACCGCUCCAUUGCUGAAGCGAAGCGAAGGUAAUGAAGAUUAAACUUUUGCAAUGGUUCAUCUGAAAUUUAAGGUUUGCAUCAGCUCCUCUUAACUGGGAAGGUUGGAAGAUUUGAGGAGUCCGAGCAAAUGAAACAGAAGGUUCCUCAGGAGCCCCGUUUAUGCAGUUGCUCAGUUGGGAAAAGACUCGGGCUUUCAUGGUUGAGCUAGAAAGAGUACAUAAUUGAUGUGAUUUUUGCUCAAACAUCCAAUCUCAAUGAGUUAUACAUCAUAAGCUAUGUUAAAGGCAGAUUUAUAGAGACCGAGCAUUUUGCUCGAGUCUAGUCUCACAUCGAUGGCCUUCAAUGUACUUAAAAUAGUUAUCAGAAUGUUCAUGGAUGUAUCGAAUACAACAAUUUUGACCCUGCAUAUGAGUUGGUUGCUAUAAGUCGCUUGAUUGA
Punica granatum (pomegranate) is the source of this 2313-nucleotide messenger RNA. Lineage: Eukaryota; Viridiplantae; Streptophyta; Magnoliopsida; Myrtales; Lythraceae. The record is from RefSeq and is a predicted model, not a curated record.